Molecule: messenger RNA, 1234 nt
Organism: Arabidopsis lyrata subsp. lyrata
Lineage: Eukaryota; Viridiplantae; Streptophyta; Magnoliopsida; Brassicales; Brassicaceae
Exons: 5
Coding region: 62-1054 (330 amino acids)
Source: RefSeq, a predicted model, not a curated record
CUUCAACUCAUCUCCCUCUCGAUCUAAGUCGGUUUCUAUCGAUCUCGAACAGUUUCAGAAAAUGGCAAAGACAAGAGGAGGAGGUCAAGUUUGUGCUCGUCGUAGUAGGCGUAAUCAAGGCUUGGAGGUAGAAGAUGUUGCUCCUGCAACAACACUAAAGGUUAAUAAGAAGGUGAAUAAGAAGAAAACAACAAAUAAAGUGGCUCGGAGAAGAAGUAGUACUAGAGCCAAGAAAGUGGCUGCUAUAGAUGAUGAGGUAGAAGAUGUUACACCGAAAGUGGCUGCUGUAGAUGAUGAGGUAGAAGAUGUAACACCAGAAGCUGUGGAAGAAGAAAAGGGUAAUGACAAAGAUAUAACACCGGAGGCUGAUCAGACUGAGAAAGCAAUGUGUGAAGAUGAGAAUGAAGGAGAAGGAUGUUUGACUGGACAGGGCCAGGAGGAGGAUGAAGAAGAAGUUGCCAAUAUAGAAGAAGAAGCUUGUUUGACUGGACAGGACCAGCAGGAGUAUCAUCAAGAAGAAGCUGCCACUAUGGAAGUAGCUGCGAAUAAUGAAGAAGUUGCCAAUAUGGAAGAAGAUGGUGUUGGCAAUGGUCAAGAUAAAAAGAAAGAUCUUCAAGUUGUGAAGGUGUUCAAUUUUAAUGCUCCUUUGUGGAGGCCAACUGCUGAUAUUAGUGUAAUUGGUGAAGCAAUUCAUGAAAAAAUCGCAUGGCCAGUCCUAAAGAUUGAUGUCACGGCUACAGCCACUCCAGAACCAACACUAACUAAAUCAGUGAGUCCAGGCAGCAAUAGUUCCACCAAAAGUCCAAAGCAGAAGUGUGUUCUUUUAGACUGCAACAAUUCUGGUCGUAUUGUAGCUGAAGGAACAGUGAUGUCAACAGAUCCAGAAGAUAAGUGCCAUAAUGUGCCCCUCGGUCCAAAUGCAAGCAAGGUCUCUGUAGAUUUGAUUAAGAUUGGUAAUGCAAAGGUCUGGAGGCCAAAUUCAGAGUUUGUAUUCAUUUCUGAUGCAGUAGGUUCAGUUGUACCUUGGCCAACCGAGAAAGUGAAGUUUGUGUGAAACUUAGCCAAUUGUGAUAUUGGUAUUGUAUUGGUAUUGCCGGUUAUGGAUAUUAGAUUGUAUAAUAUUUGUAUUGUGAUAUUAGCAUAUUUGUAUUGUGAUAUUAGCAUAUUGGUAUUGUGAUAUUAGAUUAUGGUAUUGGUACUUUGUGUAAUAUUAUGGUAUAAAUUAAACUCUAAA